AUGGCAGAUGAAAAACACAAUAGCGGCGAUGAAGCCCUCCAAAUCCUCGCGGACAGCAGCACAAUCGACCCAAUCCAGUCCACCAAACUGCUCCGCAAAAUCGAUCUCUACGUGAUGCCACUCAUCUGCAUCGUGUAUUUCUGCCAAUAUCUCGACAAAAUCGCCGUCAGCUACGCCAGCGUCACCGGCAUCAGCCAGUCCGCCCACCUCCACGGCAACCAAUUCAACUGGAUCUCGAGUAUCUUCUUCUUCGGGCAGCUGGCGUUCCAGUUCCCCACGAUCCGGCUGAUUCAGGCGUUUCCGCUGGCUCGGUAUGUGGCUGUGAAUGUGACGGUGUGGGGUGCGUUGCUGGCGUGUAUGGCGGCGUGCAAGUCGUUUGCCUCGCUGAUGGUGUGUCGGGCGUUGCUGGGCUGUGCGGAGGCGGCGGUGGUGCCUGCUUGGGUCGUGUUUACGUCGCAGUGGUAUCGGAAGGAGGAGCAGGCAUUCAGGGUUGGACUGUGGUUUUCGAUGUGUGGCUUUGCGCAGAUGUUUGGUGGGUAUAUCGCGUAUGGCGUGGCCAUCCAUAUCGGCAGUGAUCCCAACGCAGCACUCCGUGGAUGGCAGGUCAUCUUUCUCAUUCUGGGGCUAUUCACGGCUGUCGUGGGGAUUGUCUUCUUCUUCAUCCUGCCUGAUUCCCCUGUUUCUGCGGGUUUUCUCUCACCGGCCGAAAAGGCCCUGCAUGUCGAGCGUCUCCGAGAGAAUGAACAAGGCAUUGGGAGUAACGUCUUUAAAAAAGAACAAUUCUACGAGGCUCUCAGAGACCCUAAUACAUGGCUGUACUCGUUCUGGGUGUUUGCAGCCAACAUCCCCAACUCCACCGCCACCAGUUUCGGCAACAUCCUCGUCACCGGCAUGGGGUAUUCAUCCACGCAGAGUCUGCUGCUGGUUACUCCCCUCGGCGCCUACGAGGUCGUCAUCCUCAUUGCGCUGACCUACCUCAGCAUGAAAACCAACCAGCGCCUCCUCUGCUGCAUCGCCGGCCACAUCCCCUCCAUCGUCGGGGCCAUCCUCAUGGCCACCACUAACAAAGCCCCCGCGUUAGUCGGCUAUUAUCUCACCGGCGGCAUCCCGAUCGGUUGGACGACCAUCCUCGGCCUGACCAGUACGAAUGUGGCGGGGUCGACGAAGAAAAUCACCGUCUCGUGCAUCCAGACCAUCGCGUAUACAGUGGGGAAUAUCAUUUCCCCGCAGACGUUCCAGGCCAAGGAUGCGCCGGGGUAUCUGCCGGCGAAGAUCUCGAUUGUCGUGCUCUAUUUUAUAAUCACGGUUGAUUUGGGAGUGAUUCGGUGGCUGGCUGUGAGGGAGAAUCGGAGGCGUGAUGAGGAGAGGGAGGCGUUGGGGAGUGCGUAUGCCGUCGAGCAGAAUCAUGAGUUUCUGGAUUUGACGGAUCGCGAGAAUCGGGAGUUUAGAUAUGCUAUCUAA
Molecule: messenger RNA, 1461 nt
Organism: Aspergillus wentii DTO 134E9
Lineage: Eukaryota; Fungi; Ascomycota; Eurotiomycetes; Eurotiales; Aspergillaceae
Exons: 1
Coding region: 1-1461 (486 amino acids)
Biological process (GO): allantoate transport; tripeptide transport; dipeptide transport
Cellular component (GO): plasma membrane
Molecular function (GO): allantoate transmembrane transporter activity; dipeptide transmembrane transporter activity
Source: RefSeq, a predicted model, not a curated record